UUAAAUUUGUUUUGUUGCACGAUAUUUUGACUUAUGUAGAGAAAUCCUACGCAUCGUUGAAAUUAAGUAUUAUGUAAUUGUUUAACUAGAUACGAUCUGUUCAGACCUAGGCUUAUUCGAAGUUGCUUGAGUUAAUUCUACUCAUUAUUCUUCGUCUCUGAUGAUGUCUGAUGGAGUCCGGAAAGUGAAACGGCCAACUAGCAGUUAGGACUGCAGAAUUACUCUAUUCAUCGUUUAAAAGAUACAUCAAGAAAACUGAAAUGAAUACCAUUUCAGGUUUGCAACAGGUAGCAGCAGCAACACCCACUAUUCAGCAGGACGGCUUCUCAUCUCUUCCAGCACAUGAGGUUCGCUCCGGCACCAUGCAGCAGUCUCGUCCUCUACCGCGCUGGCUCUGGUACAUCAUCGCCAAAUCCCUGGGGAUCAAAACACACCCCAAAGACAAGCCCUGGUUUGCCACCCUCCUCUACACUCUGACUCUCAUAUGCACAGUCGGUUACUUCAUCAACUAUACCUGGUACACGGUGGCGGAUAUCGUCUCGCAGAACACGACCUUUGACUCUCUUAACGGUACCGUCAACAUCAUCAUGGCCAUGGGCUUCUGCGCUGUCAGUGUCUACGCCAACAACCUUGCCUUCCGCCUCUUCACAAACAGACUGUUCGUGCAGAGCGUGAGGCUGCAUACCAAGACCUUCCUUAAAUUAAACUCGGCCUUUAUCAUCGGCCUGCUCGGUAUGAUGUUCAUCGGCCUUUACAAUUUCGAUAACUUCAACCUAUUUGACGAACAAACCUGUGUUUCUGUCUCUAUAUCACCGUGGAUAUGCCAUUUGCAAUAUUCUUGUCUUGUUGGAUUGACAUUUUUUUCCUUUGUUUGGAACAUGCUGGUAGCAGUGGUGUGCUUGUCUGUAUGUCGCACACACACAAUAAGUGUUCGUCACUUUCUCCUCGAGUUAGAUGAGGAUGCCAUGAUCUGCCACAUCAAAAACUACCAGCACCAAAGAGGUCGACGGCGUCGCCAUACAACCAGCCUUGCGCAAGACCAGAUUGACAGGGCAAACAAUGCAAGCUUCAAUGACAGCGCUGCUAUGGCUGGGGGCUAUCAGAACCUAGGCUCACCAACCUCAGAGGACGUCAUCAAAGAUCUUGAAGAUGAGUGGGACAUGAACGAGUAUGAGAGGAGAAAGAUGUCGGUCACCAGACUUCAUCGCACUAGCAUGGGCAUUGAUUCUGUGGAUGGAGAUCUUUCCAAUCAUGAUGUCUGGGCUAAUCUUCUUGCAUCUGGCAUGGAGGGCGGUGGACAGAGCAAUAUUGCAGAGGUUCCAUCAGAAUUCGAGCAUGCACCAGGUCUCAAAAUUUUAGAGAACAAGGAGAUACUGGAAAAAUAUUGGAGACUUCAGUGUCGUCUGCGUACCACUUCCCACUGCAUCCAGCGCUGGUUGCUUAGCUGGAUCGUCCUCCUCAUCCUCUGGAGUGUCGUCUACCUCCUCUACUGGAUCAGCCACGAGGCCUCCAUCGUUGACAUGUUCCUCUUCCUCCUGCCCCUCGCCAUCCUACCCAUGCUGUGUGCCGGUCCCACAGAGGUCAAUGGUGAAGGUCACAAGGUGCCAAAGAGCAUCUGCCCGACCGAAGACAGACUGAGGAUCAUUGCCUUCAUCAAACAAUCUCCUCUCUCUCUAACGGUGUUUGGAUUUGAGUUGAGCUACUCGUCAGUCUUCACCACCAUCGUAGCCAUUGCACUUGCCUUUGCCACCAAGAUCAUCCUGCAGGAUGUCUCUGAGACCCCGCAGUACCCUCCCAUCACCAACACACCGAUUGCGCCUGUAGUAACACCCAGCAUGGGGCUUUAAAGAACUGUAACUCCUGAAGCAUACCCCUAUAGAUCUUCAUGCAAGAUGUUUCUAAGACCCGUAGUUUCCUACCAUGAUCACCACGCCACCAUCUUCACAUGUAGCGACAUCAACCUCAGGGCCUUGAUAAAAUGUGACUCUGAUGGUCAUCCUGCAUGAUGAUCUUCAAAUAACACCCAGCUUGGGGCUUUGAUGAACCUUAACUCAAGGAGCCUAAACCCGAAAUCCUUCUGCACAGUGCCUCUGAGACCCUUUAUUUCCAUGCCAUCACCUCACCAACACCUGCGGUAACACUUAAGCUUUGUUGAACUUCAACCUUCGGAGCAAACCUCUAAGGUCAUCUAGAAGCACGUUUCUAAGUAAACAACUCUGCCUCAUGCCAACUUCUUUCUUGCUGUUAAGAAUGUCACCACUGUGAUCACUCCCCAAAUCAUCCUGUAGGAUGUUUCUGAUACCCAACUAUUCACUGUCAGGUCUAUACCUACUUCUGAAGUGACACCGGUUUAUUGUCGUUUGGUCUAAAACCAGUUCAUCUACUACUCAAUAGGUCUAUUUCAAUAUGGUCUACACCCAGAUCUUCCUGCAACACCCAGAUCUUCCAACUAUUCACUGUCAGGUCUAUACCUACUUCUGAAGUGACACCGGUUUAUUGUCGUUUGGUCUACAACCAGUUCAUCUACUACUCAAUAGGUCUAUUUCAAUAUGGUCUACACCCAGUCAUCGACUAACUGGCUAUUAGCCUAAUUGGUCAUUAGACCUAAUGAUAAGUAAGCGAAAUGAUUAUUAGACCAUGUGGAUAGUAGACUGGCUGGGUGUAGACCAUAUGGGAAUAGACUAAUUGGGUAGUAGACAAACAGGGUGUAGACCAAACAGCAAUUCACCAUGGAAUUCUGAUGAAAUCGUACACAGUUUCCUCCGUCUAAGUUCCUGGGAACACACUUUUCUUGCCUUACUGCCAGGAUGACAUAGUAGCUAAUACUGCCGGAUGACAUCCGGACUUCAAAAAUUACUUGCCAUCUCAGAUCACACAAAGAGUUAACUUGCGGUAGGACUACAGGUGAAUGCAGCAUAGGAUUAAAAUCAUAUUAAAUCGACACUACUGCCAGAAAUGAAAUAUGUACAGCAGAGGAAGCAACCAUGUUAGGCCUUCUUGCUGGACCCUAUGUGUCAGCAUCGUUUUGGUUGUAUUUUCCAAGUACAGGGUAGGACACGUGACUUGCACAAAGAUCACACCAGCCUCCUACCUAAAACCCCAUAGUCACUGUUCGAAUUAGGAGUACACGUGUAAGUAAGGAUUAGACCGUAUAAUAUGCCUCUAUAUAUUUAGCAGUAGCAAGUUAGAUGCUAGGAAAUAUUUUUAAUCUGGUGCAUGUAUUUGUAAUAGAAGAACUCUUAAAGAACUUGGUGAAUGAUGAUGUUCAUGAUUUUGAGUGACUGUAAAGGAAUGAAUGAAAAAGAAAAAAGAUUAUAAACUGGUAGAAGUAUUUAGGAUGUUUAUAAAUUAUAUGUGAUGGAAUGCCUUAUAUUUGCAGUAUUGCCUUCCUGAUAUGAGCUUCUAAAUUCAUCGAGUUGAAACACCGAUUCCAAAGUCAAAACAUUAUUUUGCCAUAAAUUAUUUCAAACAUUCAUACAUGUGAGCAUUUUGGGAAAAUUCUACUUAUUUUCAUGAUGUAAAGAAAAGUCUAGUUAUUAUUCUCACCCACUGCCAAAAGACACACUGAUGUGUUUAAGAGCCAUUUAAGAGCAAAAAGUCUACUUAUUUUCAUGAUGGAUAGAAAAGUCUACUUAUAGUCCUGAUCCACUGCCAGAAGAUACACCAUGUGUCUCUUAAAUGGGCAUUCUCAUUUUUUGAAGGUAUAUUAAAUGUAUGGUAACCAUGCAGAAUCAAACCAAGGCCCUGUCUUAUAAAGAGUCAUGAUUGAUCCUAAAUCAGUCGCAAGUUUGCAGUCUCCUAUCUCGAAUGUCCAUAGUUGCAAUUGAUAUCAAUCGCAAGUUAAGAUUUAUAUCAAUUACAAGACGGGCCUCGAUUGUAUUUGCAGACGGAUAACAACAACAAGAAAACAUUUUCAUGUUUCUCUUAAAAAAUAAAAAUGUCAAUAUUGUUUGGCUCAUUAUGAAGAAAUCUAUCCUACUGAAAUUGUGUUGCCAAUUUGCAAUACUUAGAUAAUAAUAAUAAUUCUAAACAAGAUCUCCAGCGAUGGUGUAAUGUUGUUAUUUUCAAGCAAAAUCUUUUUUUUUUAAACUACUAAAUAAUCUACUUAUUUCAUCUGUAAUAUUAAUAUAUAUAUUCAUAUUUGUAUACUGUUAAAAGAUGAUCAGUAAUGAUAGAAUUAAAAUGGAGGUGGAUUUUUUUUUUCUUCCAAUGUUGUAGGUAUUAUGCAUCAUUACUAACCAUUUUGUAUUUCAUUUGAGUAAGAAGGUUGUAGAGGAAUGUAUUUUGUUUUGUAAGAAAAAUAUAUGAUUCAGGUUAUCAUUCCUAAAUUAUGUCUAUAUUCGCAUGCUAUGAUGGUGAACUUAAGCUUAUAAACUAGGUUUAUCGAGUGUGCUGGGUGUGCUUUCAAUUUUGCAAUGAUAUUUUCAUUAUCUUGUUUAUUCAUGCCUUAUUAAUAUGAUUUCCUGAAAGUCCUUUCAUUUUUUUAUUCAUUACCUAUGAUAUGUUUUUAAUGAAAUUAUUCUGUAAAUCAUAGUUUAUAUCAUUAUUUAUAGAUUUUAUCUACAUGUCAUCAUCCAUUUUUCAUCAAAAACUUCUUGACACUUUCUUUCACAGUGCUACCGUAUUGUAAUUUGCUUAUAACGGCAUUGUAUAUAUUCUACAGAAUAGGAAAUAAUCUUUUUUUUUCAAAUAUACUGUUAUUUAAUGUAGGCGAUGAUAUAUUGCUUGAAAUAAAUAUCAUAUAAAGAUAAAAUUAAA
Molecule: messenger RNA, 4758 nt
Organism: Strongylocentrotus purpuratus (purple sea urchin)
Lineage: Eukaryota; Metazoa; Echinodermata; Echinoidea; Camarodonta; Strongylocentrotidae
Exons: 9
Coding region: 261-1847 (528 amino acids)
Source: RefSeq, a predicted model, not a curated record